AUGAAGCCUCUCAGCCUACUCGCCGCAUUCGCAGCCCUGUUCGGCAACACCACCUUCUGUUCCGCCCAGUCCACAACUUCUGCUGCAGGUGCCUGUCCGACGGUCCUCACCCCCUCGUACGAAGCCCCCGUCGUCGGCUCGGGAUGGACGGCCCAGCUCAUCGUCACCGGCCUGAAGAAGCCGCGGAGCCUCACCUUCGACCAGAAUGGCGCGCUGCUCGUCGUCCAGCAGGGGUCUGGCAUCGUGCGCCUGACGCUGUCUGACAACGGCGGGACCUGCCUGGCUGUCAACGAGACCUCCACUGUGGUUGAGAACUCGGACCUGAAUCAUGCCGUCCAGCUGUCGGCCGACGGACGCACCUUGUAUGCUUCCACCUCGAACGAGGUGUAUCGUUGGCCGUACGACGCUGCUGCUGGCACUGUGGGAGACAGCGAGACGCUUGUAACCAACAUGAGCAACUCAGAUGCCGACAACACUCUGUUGGUGUCUCGAGGAAGUGCCGAGAACUUGGACUUCGGUGCCGCCCAGCUGGACUCCGGGAUCUCACAGAUCCGGGCCUUUGACAUUGGCAACCUGCCUGAUGGGAGACCUUACAACUACCCAUCCGAGGGUAGACUGAUGGGCUGGGGCCUGAGGAACAGCGUUGGAGUUGCCGAGCACCCAGUCACGGGUGGAAUCUACAGCGUCGAGAACUCGGCGGAUCAGAUCGAGAGGAGCGGCACUGAUAUCCACCAGGACAACCCCGGCGAAGAGAUGAAUUAUCACGGAUUCUUGAACGACUCUACGGAGGACCAGGGCGGCAAUUACGGGUAUCCGGACUGCUUUGCCCUCUGGGGUACCGAUAACUUCCCAGACAAAGGGAACCUGACCGUCGGGAGUCAAUUUGCGCUCAACCCCAGCGACACACUCAACGACACGACUUGCGCGCGGGAACAUGUCCCGCCCCGGUUGACGUUCCAAGCUCACACAGCCCCCCUGGACAUGGUAUUCGACAGCAACGGCACCACGGCAUAUAUCACAUUCCACGGCUCGUGGGACCGCACAGACCCCACGGGCUACGUGCUGUCGAGCGUGCAGUUCGACGGCACCACCGGGGCGCCCGCCGCCCGGGCCGAUAGUAGUGGCGCCACGGCCGACGUGCUUAGCAACGCGGACCUGUCGAAAUGCCCGGACUCGUGCUUCCGCCCCGUCGGGCUCGCAUGGGACAGCCAGGGCCGCCUCUUUAUGAGCUCGGACUCGACGGGCGAGAUCUACGUGCUGCAGCGGUCCGAGAUGUCCGCGACGGGUGGGGGCACGGAGACGGGGACGGCCACGGGAACCGGUACGCUGGUCACGCCGACGUCGAGCACCAGCCCGAACCUUGCGCCGCGGUCGGGUAGGAAUCGGCCGGGUGGUGAAGCCAUCUUCCUCACGGGCCUGGCUGUUGCGUUGUCGGUGGUCUGUGGGGUGUUCUUUACCGUGGCCUAA
Molecule: messenger RNA, 1467 nt
Organism: Diaporthe citri
Lineage: Eukaryota; Fungi; Ascomycota; Sordariomycetes; Diaporthales; Diaporthaceae
Exons: 5
Coding region: 1-1467 (488 amino acids)
Source: RefSeq, a predicted model, not a curated record